Messenger RNA from Fusarium musae, 2679 nucleotides. RefSeq lists its product as uncharacterized. The transcript has a single exon. Bases 1 to 2679 code for a protein of 892 amino acids. Gene Ontology annotation, molecular function: hydrolase activity, hydrolyzing O-glycosyl compounds. The record is from RefSeq and is a predicted model, not a curated record. Lineage: Eukaryota; Fungi; Ascomycota; Sordariomycetes; Hypocreales; Nectriaceae. Gene Ontology annotation, biological process: carbohydrate metabolic process.
AUGACUGCAUUCUUGACAUUCCUCUUUCUCACGGCCGCGGCCGCUAUCUACGACAAACCUCUGGCCACUUGGCCAGGAAAACAGGAUGCAAUCCCCAAUUGGGACUUUCAACAAUCGCGUAAAGUCUCCAAGAACACUGCAGCUCUUUCCGAGCCAGGCGUUGAUACUUCAUCCUGGCAUCAUGCGCCUGUAUCUCGAUGCACUUUGAUGGGCUGCCUCUUGGCCGAAGGCACCUAUGCCACAGACGGUCCUGAUGGGCUCUGGUACUCUGAUAACCUUGACCGUUUUGAUCAGAGCCCAUUCACUACUCCCUGGGUGUAUCGGAACCAAUUCCGCUUGUCUACAUCAUCAAAGCGCCAUUACUUCCUUCAAACUAAUGGAAUCACCCCGGCUGCAGACUUGUUUCUCAAUGGCAAGCAAAUCGCCGACAAUAUUACGCAGUCUGGUUCCUAUGGCGGCCAUACGUACGACAUCACGGCUCUCGUACGAAGGGAAAAUGCACUUGUAGUCAAAGUCUUUCCUACAAACUAUCAAAAGCACCUAGCGGUCGGAUUUGUCGAUUGGAAUCCUUAUCCGCCUGAUAAUGGCACUGGAGUGUGGAGGGAUAUCACUAUCAAACAGACAGGCGAUGUCUUUAUGGGUCCUGUGAGCGUGCUUGUUGACAUGGAUAUACAUAUGGAGCAAAACACAAACCGCCAUGCAAACAUCACCGUCAAGGCUCAGGCCCGAAACCUGAGCAAAAGGCCAGUGAAGUUUAUUGCCAAAGCCGACGUAAGGACUCCCGACGGCAAACACCUCAAGAAGCUUACCAAAACUAUACUCCUCGGGACUAAGGAAUCAAGAACUGUUGAGCUCCCAGCAAAGAUUCAAGAUCCACAGGUUUGGUGGCCAGCAGCUUGGGGUGAACAACCACUUUACUCGGUCCAGCUGAGCUACUCUAUCGGGCACGACACUUCAGAUGUCAGUCCUCGUACCAGUUUUGGCAUCCGAACCGUCUCAUCUGAGCUGAAUACGCACAACGACACUUUGUUCAAGGUGAAUGGCUAUUCAAUCCAGAUCAGAGGUGGCGGCUAUACAUCCGACAUGUUUCUGCGGUGGGACCCCCAAUAUUUCGGAUAUGUAGCACGCUAUGUCCUGGACAUGGGCAUGAAUACUAUCCGCCUGGAGGGCAAGAUGGAGCAUCCUGAGCUCUACGACAUUGCUGACAGACUUGGCAUCAUGAUCAUCGCUGGCUGGGAGUGCUGCGAUCGGUGGGAGGCUUGGCCCUACAACGAUGACAUUUCCCAGGAUCCUCCCCAAAAAUGGUCUGAGGUUGACUACGAGACCGCCAACGCUUCCAUAAGGCACGAGGCGGCCAUGAUGCAAACUCACCCAAGUAUGAUCGCCUUCCUCGUGGGUAGCGACUAUUGGCCCGAUGACAGGGCCACAGCGAUAUACCUUGAAGGCUUACAUGAUGCUGGGUGGCAAGUCCCCGUCAUCUCCUCGGCUGCGAAGCGUGGUUAUCCAAAGGCCCUUGGCCCCUCCGGAAUGAAGAUGGAGGGGCCUUAUGAUUGGGUUCCGCCCGUCUAUUGGUUUGAUAGAGAACCAACAGACAACAGGUCCGGAUCCUCUUUUGGGUUCGGAAGUGAGCUAGGCGCUGGCGUCGGGACGCCUACUAAAGGAAGUCUCACCAGGUUUCUGACGGACAAAGACAUGGAGGACUUGUGGAAGAAGCCAAAUAAGGGCCUUUAUCACAUGUCACAGAAUACCUCGCAGUUCUAUGAUCGGUCGAUUUACAACAAGGCGCUGUAUGCUCGGUACGGCAAGCCUACAUCUCUAGACGACUACCUGAUGAAGGCACAGAUGAUGGACUACGAAGCAACACGUUCUGAGUUCGAGGGUUGGGCAAGCCAAUGGAGCGCUUCACGUCCAGCCACAGGUCUGAUCUACUGGAUGCUGAAUAACGCCUGGCCGAGUCUCCAUUGGAACCAAUUUGACUACUAUCUUCACCCUGCUGGAUCGUACUUUGGCACCAAGAUUGCCAAUGGAGUUGAACAUGUAGCCUUCGAUUACUUCAGGAGCUUUAUCUGGACCAUCAACCAGUCCCUUGAUCAAUCGGGUCCGCGCUCAGUUCAUGUCGACUUAGUGGAUCUGAAGGGGAACUAUAUUUCUCAUCAGAAGCUUCACUAUACCACGGAGCCUAAUAAAUCUCAGAGGAUCGGCGAUAUCAGUAGCUCCAUCAAGAAGAUUACGGAAGUUGGCGUGCUUCGCCUGCUCUUGGUUGACGAUGAUACCGAAAAGGUGCUCAGUCGCAACGCGUACUGGCUAUCCAAACAGAAAGAUGUAGUAGACUGGACCACCACGUCAUGGUAUUCUGUCGACGUUAAACAGUCCGCCAACUUCACUGCGCUGAACACGAUGGAAAAAGCGACCAUUGCAGCGUCAGCGUCCAGCAACAAGACUUCUGGGGUUUGGAAGCUUCGAAUUGAGAAUAAUGCUACAGUCCCCGCAGUAUUCAUCCAGCUCAACCUGGUAGGUAAGCACGGUAAAGACGUGACUCCGUUGACCUGGUCGGACAACUAUUUCACUCUGCUUCCACGAGAGUCGAUUGAAGUCGAACUCACCGACUGGUCAGGCAAAGGCGCGAUGGUGCAAAUCUAUGGCAAGAACGUGGAAGAGUCUUGGAUUAAACUGGGCUGA